Molecule: messenger RNA, 300 nt
Organism: Clunio marinus
Lineage: Eukaryota; Metazoa; Arthropoda; Insecta; Diptera; Chironomidae
Source: the annotation of a GenBank genome assembly
AUGACUUUCACUCGUUUUAUCAAAGUCUUUUGUCUUGAUUGCCAUAAAGGAGUUUCGUUCCCCCUCACUUAUUCUUUAUCGUCGUUAAACCUUCAGGAGUUGAAAACUUCACCUCGACUUUUCCCUGUGGUUAUCGCGGUAACCGCUAUGAACGCGGUAUUAUCACUAGCGGUUGAUGACAAAAAGAACAACACUGCUUUCCUGUUUCUUCCCUUCGAUGAAAACGUCGUCGUCAUCUUUGAUAAAGAAAAAGAAGAAGAAAAACUUUUAAGAAAAACGGAAUCCAAUUUUGGAGUCUGA